This is a messenger RNA of Leptopilina boulardi, 1445 nucleotides long. RefSeq lists its product as uncharacterized. The record is from RefSeq and is a predicted model, not a curated record. NCBI's taxonomy places the organism in Eukaryota, Metazoa, Arthropoda, Insecta, Hymenoptera, Figitidae. Bases 5 to 1309 code for a protein of 434 amino acids. The transcript has 5 exons.
AAUUAUGGAAGGAGCUGUAGAUGCUAAUAAAAAUUAUGAUUCUAAAGGAAUUAAAAGAGGAAUGUGUCAACAGUGUGACUGUCCUGAAUUUGAGUGGCUUCCUUCACAUGCUUUGAGUAUAUGCACUUAUUGUGGAUGCCCCCCUGCGAAACACGCGAAAAUUUCGAUUGAAAUUGAUCAUCAUUUACCUUCUACUAGCAAUGGAAGUUUUGACAAAUCAACCUCAAAAAAAACAAUUGGAACAAAAAAGUCUCUGCUGUUACAAACGUCACAGAAAAAUUUAGAAAUUGAUCUACAUUCAUUAAUUCCUAAAUCAUUUCCUCAUGAAAUUGACAGACUACUUCAAAAUGGUGUAGAACUUAAAGCUACAGAAAUAAGUACAAUUGUCAGAUUAGUAUGUUUGAACAUGCACGAGAAAGGAGUGACAGAGUCUCAUCAUGUGGAUGAAAUGUCCGUUUUAUUAACAAAUAAAUACUCCACUUUAAAGGGACCUUAUGGAAGUGGACAUCUGAUGAUUAAAGAAAAAAUGAAAUUUAAUUUACAAUAUUUAAAAAAACAUAAAAGGAAGGAAACCGAGGAUAACACAGAGCAUGAUGCCUUUUGUCAGGAGAUGGCAAAAGAGGCAUCAACAACUGAAGAUGUCAAUUUAGGAAAACUACAAUCGCUACUUGACAAGACACGUCAUGUACGCCUAAAAACGGUCAAUAGCAUGAGUGCAAAAGAUUUAUUAAAAAUGUAUCCUGCUUUAAGGAAUCCUGAUCUGUUGCUAAGAGAACUUUCAAAAUUAGUGGAUUUACCUGUUGGGACCAUCAGGAGUAAUUGGAUGCAAGCAGUUCCAAAUAUAAUUAAAGCAAUGAAGGUUCAAGUUCCUGCCGAUGGUACCAAUAACGGCACUUGUAUUCAUUUACUUCUAAAUUUGCCGAAAUUAUUUUUAAAGGCGAAAGAGACUGGAAGAAUUUAUCGCGCUUAUCCGAGAGGUUCAACUUUCGCUGAACUUAUUCCGAAUCAUGAUGAGCCUCCUUCUCUCUUGGCAAUUGCAGAUUCUAAUACAUCUUUUGAUUCUCUCGAACUAAUGUGCCACGUGGACGGCGAAACAUUAUUCAAGGCGCUUGCUUUUGAUGCUGUUCUGUAUCUAAUUUCAGCCUAUUGGGUUUUCAAUAUUUCUUUCCCUCCUAACGCAAAAUUGCAAUAUUCAUUCAUUUCUAUUGCAAUUUUGCGUCAAGCAGGAAUAAAACAAAUGAAAAACAAUGUGUUAAAAUCAAUUGUAUUACAUAAUGCUUUAAGAGAUUCUCAUCUCUCAUCAAAGUGAUUUUCCUUUUUGCUGAUCUUUGUGUCAAGUUUCUUUUUUUAUUUCUUAGCUCACAUCGGAGUAGUUUUUUUAUUUCUUGAUCUUUUUGUUCAGUUUAUUUAAUUCUUAUUGCUCAGCUCAUUUCUCAUUUGUUGAU